AUGCCGGAUAUUGAUUAUUAACAGUUACCCUUCCAAUACCACGUCCUGCCCCUCAAUCCUGCGUCGAUAAGACGGUCAUCCCGGACUCGUAUCGUGUCCGCGGCAGUGCUCAUUUUCGUCAGCCCAGCGGGUCUGGGAAACCGGAUAUUUAGAUGAAGACAGGUGGAGAAUAUCAAAGGACCACGUUAUGUCCUACGGCGGAAUUCAAACAGCCAGACUCGAUAUAAGAUAUCUGCGGUUCCUGUCUGUUGGCGAGGUUGCAUGGUAAUCAAUCGUCUGUUUGCAAUCUUUCCGAAAGAAAAAGAAAAUUUAAUUUUUAAUCAUAUUCUCCGCCUGCUACUUGUUAUUGCUGUCCCUACGCACUACCAUCAGAGAUACUUUCUCUGCAGGAUGGGGCUGGCUUCACAGUGCAAGACUGUCCAUGUCGGCCGCGCUCAUAGCCAUUUAAAAUGGUCUAAAAACAUCGAACCCGCUCUCCUCGUUUCGUCAGGCGAUACAGUGACCUUUGACGCCGUGGAUAGCAGCAAUGGACAGAUAUCUGCAACAUCAGACGUUUCUGCCAUCAGCUCCAUAGACCUUAGCAUCGCAAACCCUGUUUUCGGUCCUGUUUACAUCCAAGACGUUCACCCGGGUGACGUGCUGAAAGUCGAUGUCCUAGACCUGGAGGUGGCAGAUUGGGGCUGGUCAGCAGUCAUUCCGGGCUUCGGACUACUAGCGGACGAAUUUCCAGAACCGUCACUCUAUAUCUGGAAACUGGAUAGAGAACACAACUAUGCGCUUUUUAAGGACAAUACUCGGAUACCAUUGCGGCCCUUUCUGGGCUGCAUGGGAGUGGCUCCUGCGACAGAUGAUGACCUUUCUACGAUACCACCUACCGAUGCCGGGGGCAAUAUGGAUUGCUCGAUGCUCAGUGUAGGGUCUACUGUUUACCUACCCAUCCAGACCGCCGGUGCUCUCUUCAGCUGUGGGGAUGGUCAUGCUGCUCAAGGCCAAGGGGAGGUCUGUGGGACUGCCAUCGAAACGCCUUUGAGAGCCACGCUUCGUUUUGAAAUCUGUAAAGAUCAGCCGUGGGUUAGAGCCCCAGCAUAUCAGACUCCGCCGAGCUCUCUGUUGCGCAGUUCGAUUUCAGAUCGCGGUUGCUACGCCGCCAUGGGCGUCGAUUCGGACCUCGUUCAGGCAGCGAAGAAAGCAGUUCGAAGUAUUAUUCAGUGGCUGGUUUCUACCAAAGGUUUCAGCCGCAGUGAGGCCUAUAUCCUAGCCAGUGUAGCAGGGAACCUUGAAAUUGUGGAGGCAGUGAAUAUGCCCAACUACGAAGUCGCAAUGAGUUUUCCCUUGGGAAUAUUCGGUUAGAAUAACCCUACAUUUUAUGUCUGCCACGCCCUUUUCUCGUACUGAAAUUUAUGAUAAUUCAUACGGUCUUCAGGCUGGGAUUGGUUCCUCGACCGCUAUACAGGGUUCUCUUUUGAUGCUGUUGGUGUUAUCCUACGAGCUGUGUUUUACUUUGGGUUUGCGAGUUCCGAGAAACUGUUUGGGAGGCGCAUUUAAUCCAGCGCUACUAACGUACCAAGUAUAUUACUUGGAACCACUCACAUCUAUAGAAAUGAAGAGUAUAUGAAAUGUUUGAAGUGACUAUUUGGACCCUGAU
This is a messenger RNA of Monascus purpureus, 1645 nucleotides long. The record is from the annotation of a GenBank genome assembly. NCBI's taxonomy places the organism in Eukaryota, Fungi, Ascomycota, Eurotiomycetes, Eurotiales, Aspergillaceae.